Molecule: messenger RNA, 875 nt
Organism: Cyphomyrmex costatus
Lineage: Eukaryota; Metazoa; Arthropoda; Insecta; Hymenoptera; Formicidae
Product: probable alpha-ketoglutarate-dependent hypophosphite dioxygenase
Exons: 2
Coding region: 43-870 (275 amino acids)
Biological process (GO): fatty acid alpha-oxidation
Molecular function (GO): phytanoyl-CoA dioxygenase activity
Source: RefSeq, a predicted model, not a curated record
AUUAACAUCUCGUAAGAAAAAUUUAAAUUUUUACAAUUGAAAAUGGUUGGUUUGAAAGUUUUAACGUCGGAACAGAAGCAAUUCUGGAAGGAUAAUGGUUACAUCAAGUUAUCGAAUGUAUUUUCUACAAAAGAAAUAAACGAGAUAUCGGAUGCCUACAAUGAAUUGUUUGAAAGAAAAUAUCGUGAAAAUCUGGCUGGUUUGGAGUCAAGAUGGGCCGGAGAAGAUAUGAAGAAAUUAGCUGGAAGCAUUGCUGAAGAUUAUACUGUAAAAUCUAUCCACAAUCUGCAAAUGCACAGCGAAGUCUUUACUCGGACCAUAACGCACCCGAAAUUAUUGGACGUCCUUGAGGAUAUCAUGGACACCAACGACAUAGUGUUGCAUCAUACCAAGGCGCACGUAAAGCCACCAGAGAAAGGAUCACCUUACUUGAUGCAUCAAGACUAUCCUUAUUUUCCCCACAAGAAACACACUAUGCUAGCUGUGUUUCUACAUUUGGACGAUACAACGCCGGAAAAUGGCGGCUUGGCGGUAUAUCCUGGCAGUCAUAAACUGGGGCCGUUGAAGGACUUUAAAGUGACCGAUGAAAGAGGUGAUCCUAUUCACUACGUCGAUCCUAAGGAAUAUCCCUUAUCCAAAGCUAUUCCCAUAUCUGCGAAAAAGGGUGAAGUUGUCUUCUUCUCUUAUCUACUACUUCACGGUUCGUAUCUGAACUUGUCUGAUAGAAGUCGACGCAUGUUUCUCAUGCAAGUGAAAGCUGCUGAUGAUGAACCGACCCUGGACGUGCACAAUUCCCCAUGCCAAGGCUUGAUGCUUCGCGGUAAAAAUAUUUUCAAAGACGCAUUGAUGAGCAACAGAUAUAAAUAUUAAUCGAA